Lactuca virosa is the source of this 1212-nucleotide messenger RNA. The record is from the annotation of a GenBank genome assembly. Lineage: Eukaryota; Viridiplantae; Streptophyta; Magnoliopsida; Asterales; Asteraceae.
AUGGCUUCCGGUUCUUCCUCCUCUUUCCUUCUCAUCCUCGUCGCCUUCAUCUCCUUCGCCACCGCUGAAAUUCGUUUCACCGAGAUCCGAUCGGACCCCCGACCAAUCAUCCCCUUCGAUGAAUUCGGUUUCACUCACAAUGGCAGACUCGAACUCAACGUUUCCAAACUAUCGUUCUCGACAGCAGACCCUGACCUUUCCAAAUUAGGUUUUUUUCUCUGCACGCGUGAUUCAUGGCUUCAGGUUCUCCAACAGAUCGAAGACGCGGAGAUAGCGUGUGCGCUUCAAUCCAAUAUCAUCAAAGAAGUUUAUAAUUUGAAUUCGAUAGCGAAAGAUGCGAAAGGUUUUGAUCAUUAUUAUCUCCAAUCGGAUGCCGAUCAGUAUACUCUUGUGUUUGCUAACUGUCUUCCUCAGCUUAAGAUCUCAAUGGACGUCCGAUCUGCUAUGUACAAUCUCGAUGCUUGGGUUUACUUUCUGUACAAAAAACGUCUUACUGUGUUCGGAAUCCAUUUCUUUAUGCUUGCUGUUGUGGUCCUGAAAGCAUUGAACUUGGUAUGUGAAGCCGAAGAUAAAUCCUAUAUUAAGCGUACUGGUAGUGCCCAUGGAUGGGAUGUUCUGUUUUACAUUUUCAGCUUCUUGAAAGGAAUCACAUUGUUCACAUUGAUUGUGUUAAUUGGGACUGGAUGGUCGUUCUUGAAACCCUAUCUCCAAGACAAAGAAAAGAAGGUGUUAAUGAUUGUGAUCCCACUUCAAGUCGUCGCCAACAUUGCUCAAGUUGUGAUCGAUGAAUCAGGGCCAUAUGGGCAAGAUUGGGUGACAUGGAAGCAGGUAUUUCUACUAGUCGAUGUUGUCUGUUGUUGUGCUGUUCUAUUCCCCAUUGUAUGGUCAAUCAAGAACUUAAGAGAAGCAGCUAGAACAGAUGGAAAAGCAGCUGUUAAUCUGAUGAAAUUGACCCUCUUCAGACAAUAUUAUGUUGUGGUUAUAUGCUACAUUUACUUCACAAGAGUUGUGGUGUAUGCAUUGGAGACUAUCACUUCGUAUAAGUAUUUGUGGACUAGUGUAGUAGCUGCAGAGUUAGCCACUCUUGCUUUUUACGUGUUCACUGGGUACAAUUUCAAACCAGAGGCUCAUAAUCCAUACUUUGCUGUUGAUGAUGAUGAUGAAGAAGCUGCAUCAGAGCAAUUGAAACUUGAAGAUGAAUUUGAACUUUGA